AUGGCUCGGAACUUCCCAGCGGAUACCCGUGGUCAGCGGGCGCUGGAGGAAUUGUACGAGAAAGAAUUACGUACACAACUGGUCUGGUUUCUGAAAAGCGAAAAAGCCAAAAAAGACAACCCCGGAAAAGUGAUCAGUCCGGCGGCGAUUGUGGACACGCCGACCCCGAAAAUAGAAGAUGUGUUACCGGCACACAUGGUCGAGAAAAUUCGUCAGAUAAGACAAGAGGAGCGGAAAUUCGGGAAAAAGUCAAACACCUCAACCACGUUGAUGCCCGUCGUUAGUGCGGAUUCCUUGGAUGAACCUGUGCCAGACAUGGUCCCGCCUGAUCGAACCACGCAAAUGAUUCUUUAUGACGGCAUAUCUAAAGAAGGUCGAGGAAGGUGA
This is a messenger RNA of Echinostoma caproni, 387 nucleotides long. The record is from the annotation of a GenBank genome assembly. NCBI's taxonomy places the organism in Eukaryota, Metazoa, Platyhelminthes, Trematoda, Plagiorchiida, Echinostomatidae.